ACUUCAAAUAAAAAGUACCGAGGGAUGCAUUUCAUUACUGCCCUGUGACACUGGAGAAGCCAGGGCUGCAGUGCUAAUAUUCCUCAUUUAUUUGUGUCACACACAGGAUUUAUUUGCAGGAAGAGUCCAACUCCAAAGAUUUCUCCUGUAGAGAAAAUGAAUAGCCAGUAUAUACGUCAUGAAGUUCGGGGAUGCGAAACUAGUGACCUGAGAAACUUCUGGGAAAAGACUAUUGAAGAACAAACUCGGUAUCUGCAAAUUGAAAAAGAACGUCAGCGAAGAAGUGCUCUGACAAAGCUCAGAAAUGAAUGGAUGGAGAGGCUGGAAAAACGGAUAAAGAUGUUGAGGACCCAACCUGAAGACCCAUCUAGCUGAAGAUCCCACAUUCAUUACAUGUAUCGGGGGAAAAAGAAAAUUGUUUUGUAGGAAAGCAUGAUGGUGUGAUGCAAAAGCUUUAGUCAAUUUUUCUUUGUGGCUUAAAUGAGCUAUAAUUAAUUAGCUGUCAUUGCUAGAACUUUCAUACGUGAAAUGUCUGGUUUUGCUUUUAAGAUUAUGCAUCCACCCCUUCACUUGAGAAACGGAGAUUGAAGUACUCUGUAGUCUUCAAGACUAAUAAAUCAUGGUUCACUGAGCAGUAGAUGCCUGGAAAGCAAGUUUAGUUAUACAAUUAGUGCUCAGCAAAAGUACUUCCUUGACAUUUUAGGUUUCUAUAUAGACUGAUUGUAAUCUAAUGAAGGUAUUUCCUUUCAGAAUUGUUUAAUGAAUAGUUGAGUUUGGUUAGUUCUUUUUUUUUGACACAGUAGAGCGCAAUUCAGACCAAAGAAGAAGAGACAUGCACAAACAAUGCCACCACAUCCCAGAUCACUAGUGGAGCCAAACGUGGUGCAAGUUACAAAUUCCAGCUUCCGUAUUAAAAUUCUGGGAAGCUAUUAGUAUGUAUCAUGAGAAACAGGUUUUGUGAGAAAACAGCAAGAGUUAUUUAAUUAGUUAACCCACAUUAGCUAACUUAAGAUGCUGUAUCAGCAAAGGAAAAACAAAUUUAAGUUUUGAGGCUGCUUUUUGUACUCGACCCUGCUUGUCAAGAGCUGGACUGAUAUCUUUGUCUCACAGAGCAGCGUGAUGCAUUUUCACAGCUGUCUGUCUUCAUGACUGAUGAGCACAAUUUCUCCUCUAACACUAUUUCCCUCUAAGACCCAGUAUAUAUUCAAUCAGUACCUUCAGAAACAUGGCAGGUUUCCUCUCCCCCAUUCACCAUUAGUCAAAAAUGUUUCUAGUUCCCUUCCUAGUGCUUCAUUAGUAAGUAUGGCAUUUCCUUCAACAGUAUCAAAGCAUUUGAAAAGGCUGGUGUAAUAAAAUUGCUUCCUUCCUAGGGUGACUGCUUUGUUGCCACCAGAGUGCUUUGGGUAAUGUACUGCAAAAUGGCUUAUUUUGAACAUGCUAAAAAUCUCUUCCCUCAAUUGCUUAACCUUUUAGUCUCUUUUCAUAAGACAAUUUCACCACUUCUCUGCCAAUUCAUAUUGUUUCUGAGUAAAGAAGUUUUGAAUUGCCAGUGAGGUGAGAAGAGAGUAGCAGAAGGGUUUUUAAAUACUUAAAACAUCUGUUCUUCUCAAAGCAAAACAAAAAUUUGAAAUGCUCUUUUUUCUUUCUUUAUUCGUCACCUUUUAAAUUCACUUUAUGUAUCCCAAGGUCAAACCCAAUCUAUUAUGGGAAUUUAAAUAUGUAAAUAAUGUUUGGGAAACCUGAGAAAUCCAUGAAGGCAUGAAAAAAAGAUGACCUUGGAACUCAGAAGUCAAGAUACCAGCAGGUACGUCACUGGACUUGUGAGCAGAGUUUCCCUGUCAGGUGAAAAAAAAGCUGCUCAACUCAUGUUCUUCAGUUUAGUUCUGUUCUUAAGCAUUUUUUAAAGUGACCAACUGGGAAUAUGCUGGAUAACAUUAUAAAUACAAUAUAGCUGCGCUUUAAUAAACAAUCACCAAGUAAACACACAACUUAAUAUUGGGGUUCAGCAAAAAUUAGAUUUCUUCGAAAAUACCAGUUCACACACUUCAGUUCUUCCAUCAUAUCUGUGCCUUGUGUUUAUUGAGGCUCUUCCUGAAAACCAUGGUGAAACAGCAUUGAUUUUUAUACCAUUUUACCUGAAAUUAGAGUUUGAACUGAGCUAAGGGAAAUAUGUUUCAUCCCCUUAUUCAUUGUGCAAGUGACUGCACAAGGUGUGAAACAGAAGAAAUCGGAGUUGGUGUAUUUUAAAAACGAAAGAGGCAGCCCUGGAAAAAUCUUUUCUUUGCACCUCACGUAGCUGAGAUCCUUCUUCUCCUCUUCUCAUGAAGUAAGUAAGAAUGAGGGAAAUCCAUGGAGAGCCUGGAAAAGACGUGCCAGGAAGUCACUCCCAUCUGAGUCCCUCAUUGCAUAUCUCAAAUGGUUCUGUUACUUCAGAAUGCUUUGGAAUAGGUCCCUAACAAGCUAGGAUACCCCAAAAUCAUCUCUUUAGGAUGAUGAAAAGGAACUUAUUUUUUAUAGACUGCAUCUAUUUCUGCCCAAUGCCAAUAGGAGUUCUGAAAAUAUGUAUACAGAAUUAAGCCACUUUUCAUCUGAGCUUUGCAGUUUCACAUUUAGUGUACAGACUAAUUAUUUCAGGCUCAAGUUCCACAGCAUUAGAUUCAGGACUUUGGGCCAUGUAAUCUUUAUUUAUCUAAGUGCUAGUAACAUGUUUUGACACAAAUGCCACCAUUGUUGCAGGGAUGGUCUACCAAGGAGUUUUGUAAAUUGCUACCAAAAAAGAAUACCUAUCCAGAGAAAUAAAUAUAAUCUAGAGUCAAUCAGCAAAAAUAAAGAAGUGUGAUAGCAUUAAAAUUCAAAUCUAAAUGUCAAGAAACCAUCUUAAUCAGAACCUGGAGCAGACUCUAAGAUGAAAAUGGUUCUGGCAAUUUGAAAACACAAAAAUACGAAUCUUUCAUUUACCUUGAAGGUCAUAAGAUAAAUUAAAAGCGGGAGGGGGAAGUAAACUACCAUUUCUGUGAAACUCAGAAAACAGUCAUAAUGUUAUAAAAAGCAAUAGAAAAACCUGGCUGUUAGAGUGGAAAAGUCAUCAGCUAAAAACUGAUAAAAUCAACUAGUUUUAUAAAAUCAUUAUGGUUAGAGAGGAUGCUUAGAUGCUCUAUAGACUAUUUUUAUUGAAUAUGCAGUUUCAGAGGAGUGCCGUAUUCAGUUAAACAGGUUAAACUUAAUAACUCAAAAUGUCUAUAAAAUAGCUCCUUGAAGAAACACUUUAUUUCUCUUGUUUUUUUCAAUCUAUAUUUUCAAAUUGCUUUUGCGUGCAACAGCAAAACCUUUUGGGUUAUGUCGCUCUAAAUUUAUUAGCUUUGUAAUUAAAAUGUGGUAGAUAUUUGCUUAUA
Messenger RNA from Columba livia (rock pigeon), 3392 nucleotides. RefSeq names its product protein FAM240B. Bases 157 to 375 code for a protein of 72 amino acids. The record is from RefSeq and is a predicted model, not a curated record. Lineage: Eukaryota; Metazoa; Chordata; Aves; Columbiformes; Columbidae. The transcript is spliced from 3 exons.